Messenger RNA from Clarias gariepinus (North African catfish), 3454 nucleotides. RefSeq names its product RING1 and YY1 binding protein a (gene rybpa). NCBI's taxonomy places the organism in Eukaryota, Metazoa, Chordata, Actinopteri, Siluriformes, Clariidae. The record is from RefSeq and is a predicted model, not a curated record. Gene Ontology annotation, cellular component: nucleus. The transcript is spliced from 5 exons. Gene Ontology annotation, molecular function: DNA binding; transcription coregulator activity. Gene Ontology annotation, biological process: positive regulation of DNA-templated transcription. The coding region runs from base 76 to 1284 and encodes 402 amino acids.
CUACAGCGGCGAGUCUGGCUGCGUGUGGAAGCGCCACACUGUAAAUUACUGCAGGAACACAGCGCUUCUCCCAUUAUGGGCGACAAGAAAAGCCCAUCCAGGCCAAAAAGACACGCCAAGCCCUGUGCAGACGACGGAUUUUGGGACUGUAGUGUCUGCACGUUCCGCAACAGCGCCGAGGCGUUCAAAUGCAGCAUGUGUGAUGUGCGCAAAGGCACGUCCACAAGAAAACCUCGUCUGAACUCCCAGCUUGUGGCGCAACAAGUAGCACAGCAGUACGCCACCCCUCCACCAGCUAAGAAAGACAGGAGAGAGCGCACAGAGCGAGACGACCACUACGACAUAGACAAUUCAGACUCGGACAGGCCAAGUGUAGACAACUCUGACUCGGACAGACUGGGCCCAGACAGCAGUCACUUGGACAGAGGACAUACGCAUAAAGACAGGAGACCAGAACGCAUUGGAUUGGACAAGCAUCAGCUAGUACAAACAUCAGUGGAAAGGAGACCUGAGAGAGCAGGUCUAAAUCAGGAACUGCAUAGAGAACUUCUGGAUAAGGUUCAUAUAGACAAGGUUCAUAUGGACAAGGUUCACGUGGAUAAGGUUCAUAUGGACAAGGUUCACGUGGAUAAGGUUCAUAUAGACAAGGUUAACGUGGAUAAGGUUCACAUGGAUAAGGCUCACGCGGAGAAGGCUAACGCGGAGAAGGCUCACGGAGAGAAGGCUCACGCGGAGAAGGCUCACGCGGAGAAGGUUCAUGUAGAGAAGGUUCACAGGCCACACAUGGAAAAAGACCACCAUACAGGAGCAUCUGGAGCACAAGCAGCUGAGAAGGAGGACAUGAAGAAAGGCAAAGUAGAGAAGGCAAUGGCGGAGAAGCACAAAGAGAGGGAGAAAGUGCUUGGAUCCAACAAAAAGCCCACUGCUAAGAAGAUAAAGCCCAAGAUUCUUAAUAAAGGUCCUCCCAGUGAGAGAAGCAGCAUGAAAUCUGGCAAAUCAGCAACUAAGAGCAACAAAUCAAUUAUUUCAAGGCCUAAACUGAAGAACAUAGACAGAAGCUCAGCUCAGCAGUUGGCCAUAACAGUGGGCAAUGUUACGGUCAUCAUCACAGACUUUAAGGAGAAGACGCGCUCCUCCUCCACCUCCUCAUCCACUGCCACUUCCAGCAGUGGCAGCUCCGAACAGCAACACCUUAGCUCCAGUUCGGAGAGUACGGACAGGGGGUCGUCCCGUGCCUCUACACCACGCAGAGACCUUACUUCUGGACACAAUGAGCUCCUUUGAAGCUGCGGGAAGUCAGGAAAUCGCAAACACAUUGAUAAUGCACAGAUAGAACCUUUACACUUAAAAGGAUGAAGGAUCAUUAUCAUGCAUGGGCACUGUUUCCAUCUUGAUAUUUUACGGCAAGGUGUGCCAUGUGUUUCAAUACUGUUUUUAACAGCAGCCACUUGAACUCCCCACACAACUCAAAAGUGUGUAUCACUUUGUCACACAUGUGUGUCACACUCAUGACCAUUUGGAGCACAAGAGGAAGAUGAUGUAGCACAUCUUGGGUAAAGCUACACUAUAUGGUCAAAAGUUUGUGGACACCUGACCACCACACCCAUAUGCAUUCUACCCCCAAACUGUUGCCACAAAGUUGGAAUCACACAGUUGUAUUGGAUGUCUUUGUACGUUAUCACAUUUAAAUUUCCCCUCAGUGGUAAUAGGGGGACCCAACUUGUCAUGGUAUGACGGUGCACUUGUGCACAACACAAGGUUCAUGAAGACAUGGUUUGCCAAGUCUGGAGUGGAAGAACUCAAAUGACCUGCACAGAGCCUGAACACUUUUGGAGUGACUUGGAGCACCAACUGCACACCAGUCCUUCACACUUGACAAUUCUUGACCUCACUUAAUCCUCUUGUAGCUGAAUGGGCACAUCCCCACAGUAGAUGUCUAGUGGAAAGCCUUCCUGGGAACCGUGGAGGUUAUUAUGACUGCAAAGCGGGACUAAAUCUGGGAUGGCACGAUCAACAAGUACAUAUGAUUGUGAUGGUCAGGUGUCCACCCAUAUUUGACCGUAUAGUGUUUUCUUGAUUUGUAGCAGUGUGUUUUCAUUGAACUCUGUACAGUCAUAUAAUCAUACAUGCUAGCAAGUUAGCCAAAGGUGUGCUAAAUUUGAAUUCUUAUAUAUAUAUAUAUGUACUAAUGAUAUUGGAUAUUUUUGCUGUUUUGAAAAAGAAACUGUAUAAGAAACUGUAUUAUCUAAACCUAAAGUCUAAAGUAAAGUUGUCUGGAUCCCUUGGGCCUUCUAGGAGUAAAAUAGCUUUUUUCCCCCCCCCUUUUUUAAAUAGUAUCCAGUGAGAAUAAUGUACUUUAACAGCCCUUGAUAUGGUGACCGUGAUUUUAGUUCUAAAAACAGUAUUGAAAUGCAUGGAUGGUUUUCACACUAUUUCCCAGAGAGAACUGUAGAGUUAAAUGUUGUGGAGUCAGAAUUUUUACGUGUUAGAAAUUGAAACCCGCUGUGUGUUUUGAGCCUUAGAUCUCCAGUUUACAUAUUUGUUCUCUGUUACGAAAAUUGCCUGUAUGAUUCUCCGACACCGACGAUCCCCAAACCACAUUCUGACACUGUAUAGGUCAGACAAAGGCGUCACAGUUAUGAGGAACAACAUGUAGAACCUCCAAGGGAAAAAAGUGUGUACUUUUGAUUUGUUAAAUUAAUGAUUGUAUUUAUAAACUGUGAUAAAUAAUCUUAUAUAUGGCUGAACUGGAACUGCAAACAUGAGCAUAUUUAAAGACUGUUGUUCUAGGUGCUAACAUACAUUAAUCAAGGUGAUGGAUGGAUUGGAAAUGACAUAUGAAUAAUUUGAGAUGUGAUGGAAGAAUAAUGUUUAAUCUACUCAUUUAGUAAAGGCCAUAUUUAUAUUGAUAGAAAUUAUGUAUUGUCAGUCUAUCAUCGAUCGUAAAUUCUACUCCUAAAUGAUGUUACCGAGCUUUUUACUUGCCACAAGGACACGUUCUUUAAUUAAGUCGCUGUGAGCCAGGUAAGCAGCAAAACUUCAUCCAAGUCAUUACUGCCUCAAAGCAUUAUGAAACUGUUGUGAUCUUUAUAGAUGAAAUGUCUUUAAUUAGUGUAUUUAUUUUGUGCAAGCAAUUCUGUUCUUGUGUAUGAUCGGUAACCUUAAUUUACUAUGUAAAGAUGGUUACAUAUAAGGAAUACUUGUCAUAAUAUAGAUUAACACUAUGUUUAUCUGUGGUGUAUUGAAUAUCUGGCACAGUUUCUUAGUUAUUUUGGCAUUUAAUUCAAGUUGUGUGUUAAAACCGCAGUUAUUGCAUACACUGUUUCUCUUAAUGCUGCCUGUUUUUUCUUUUUCUUUUUUUCCCCCUCAUCUGCGCAGUCUGAAGUAAAAUCUGCUUGGCAAAUUCUGCUUGUAGCAUAGCUUUCAUUUCAAAUAAAGGAAAUGCAUUUGUUUA